AUGUCGGCAGCUGCCCGUGUUUUGAUCUCCACCGCGCAUCAAAGCACGAGGUUUGGUGGGUUAUGGCAGCCCACUUACACAGUGAGAUCAGUUGCAGAAGAAAGUUCGAGCUCCAGCUCCAGCUUAGACGUUGGGGAUGAUGAGGUUAUUAAGACAGAGCUUUUCCAAGCAAUCAAGGGAAUCAAUAGAGGCAUUUUCGGUGUCCCGUCUGCGAAGAAAUCUCAGAUUGAAGCUUUCGUCAACCAGUUCGAGUCUCGGAAUCUUACUCCAGAUCCUGUUCUUAAUCUACAAAAGGUUCAAAGAGGACAAGGCUGGGAUUGA
Malus domestica (apple) is the source of this 321-nucleotide messenger RNA. RefSeq names its product fibrillin-5, chloroplastic-like. NCBI's taxonomy places the organism in Eukaryota, Viridiplantae, Streptophyta, Magnoliopsida, Rosales, Rosaceae. The record is from RefSeq and is a predicted model, not a curated record.